GUGUAGCAUGCAAGGCUUCUCGUGGCAGGGACGGUUGGCGGUUCUGGAGGAAGCCGGCUCUUCCCUUGCUUCCCACGCGGAAGAGCUGGCCCGCCUCUUUGGGGGUGUCAGAUCCCUAACUGCGAAAGAGGAUCUCCUGCAGACUCUCCGGACUCACCUGAUGCUGCAGGUGGCUCGGAGAAACGGAUACACGAAGGUGAUGGUGGGAGACAGCUGCACCCGUGUGAGCGUGAAGCUGCUGGCCAGCCUCUCUCUGGGACGGGGGGCCUUCCUGGCUCUGGACACGGGCUUCUUGGAUAGCCGCUAUGGGGACGUCCUAAUCCUGCGUCCGAUGCGGGAAUAUCCGGCCAAAGAGAUCGCUUUCUACAACUACCUCUUCAGGGUGCCCACCGUCUUCACGCCUGGCCUGGACACCAAAGCCUCUGACAGAGCCAGCAUCCACCUCCUGAUAGAGAGCUUCCUCUGCAAGCUGCAGUCGGAAUUUCCCUCCACCCUCAGCACAGUCUACCGGACAGGAGAGAAGCUGAGUACGGACCCUCAAGAAGUCCAGUCUGAUGUGUUGACAGCACCGGCCCGCUGCCUUCUCUGCCUUUGCCCCCUGGACACCAAUGUUGAGGACGGGUCCUCCUUGCAGGCCACGCUGCUGUCCGAAAAACUCAGCCGGCGGCCUCCAGCUGAGGAGGAAGGCUGCGGGGGCGGCAUCCAGGCAGGCUGCUGCGGAAAACCCCCAGCAGGAAGAGAGAGCUCCGACCUUCUCCCAUUGCUCUGCUAUGGCUGCCGUCUAACAUUCAAGGAGCUGAGCUGCGUGGAGUCCCUCCCGCCAUACAUUCACGAGGAGGCCGAGCGCCAGCAAUGCAGGGCUGCGAUGAAGCAAGAAAUCCAGGAAUUCUUGCUUGAAGACGAUGCUUGAUUUGCAUCGGGUGCACAGCGGGAGGACUGUUCGUGGGCCUAACGGCCAGACACUCUGCUUCCACAAGUGUUUUUUCAAGCAGAGGAAUCGUCUUGGAUUCAGCAGCGGCCAGACUGAGCCAAGGAGGAUCCAGAUGUUUCCCCCAUCUGCCAGUUGGGCACCUCCUUGGAUGCCCAAGUGAACUGAAUUUCUAUUUUUGUGCACAGGAUUGAAAUCCUAAAAGAGGCAAAGGGAGAAGCCUUGCUCACUGAAGUUUUAUGAAGUGUCCCAAGGAAAACAUGUUCCUUCUUGGCCAUCACCCCCAUCCAGGCCCCCCAAGGCUUCAUUUAAGCUCUCCUCCAAAACUCUUCCAGGCUUCUCUGGAGCUCGGCUGCUGAACCAGAGGAAUUUCUCUCCCCCAAAGUCCACCUUGACUUCUCACCAUCUUUUUUUUAAAAUCACAGCUUUGUUUUUAUUGUAUAGAUCUGUAUAAAUAAAAUGGCCUCCUGUAGAAAAAAUAAGUUUGUAGAUUCCCAGCAGCCCUUGUUCCCAGCAGCGGGGCCGAGAGGGAGGGUCAGGGGAGGGGGCUCUGGACAUUUCAGCAGCAGGACAGCCAUUCACUUCCUGGUCUCCGUGGGGGGAAGGAAACGGGAGUCCAGGUUUGGGACUGGGCAAUAUCUUCAUUUUCAUUUUGUAAAAAAAAAAAAAAA
Molecule: messenger RNA, 1599 nt
Organism: Thamnophis sirtalis
Lineage: Eukaryota; Metazoa; Chordata; Lepidosauria; Squamata; Natricidae
Source: RefSeq, a predicted model, not a curated record